This is a messenger RNA of Closterium sp. Yama58-4, 2259 nucleotides long. The record is from the annotation of a GenBank genome assembly. Lineage: Eukaryota; Viridiplantae; Streptophyta; Zygnematophyceae; Desmidiales; Closteriaceae.
AUGUUUGCCGGCGCGAUGACGCAGCGACGGCUCGCCCGCCUGCUAGCCGUUGCCGCCGGUAUCUUCAUGCUGGUGGUCUUCGUCGCGCCGAAAGGACUGCUCGAGAGCCCCUGGAGCCCCGAAUCGUCGGACGAGAAGCUGAAGCACGAGGCGGACCGGCAGAUGGACGUGCUGACGGUGGCGGAUACCAACACGGGCAAGCGCCGCUUCGUCAUGGACCGCCUGCGCGCCACCUUCAAGCGCAACACCUGGGGCUCCGACCGCCAGCGCAAGGCCGCCGCGGGGCUGCAGGAAGCUUCCGCGGACGGCGCAGGCAGGGACGGGGGCGGGGGGGGAGACGGGGGAGGGGUUGGCGGAGGGAAGCCUCUGCCGGUUAACUUGCCGGCCGUUAAGAAGAAGAAGCGGACGGGGCCGUUUAGCCGGCGGUCGGUGCUGGAGAAAUCGGCGGAAGAGGCGCUUCAGGCGGGGCAGAUGGCGCUGCGCGAGAUGAACGCGGAGCUGGAGAGAUUAGAGACGCUGGCGCGAGAGGGGAAGAAAGACCCGCGCGCGGACGGCGCGGAUGCUGUCAAGGCGUGUCAGAGAGCUAUAGUGCUAACGGAGGGGGAUGAGGAACUCAAAAGCGGGGAUAUUAAGCUGCCGUGUGGGAUGCGCGUGGGUUCCGCGAUCACGGUAGUGGGCAUGGUCCCGUCCGCGCCUGCGGACGCGGGGCGUGGGGGGGCGGCUCCGGGGCAAGGGGGGACGGGCGCGGGGGAGGUCGUGGCAGGGGGGAGGGGGACCGGCAAUGAAGGGUCUGCUUUGUCGUUCAUGCUGGAAAUAUUGGGCCUGGUGGUGGUGAAGGGCGAGGAGGCGACCCGCAUAUACCACCUGCACGCGCACCUAACGGGCGACAGCCGUAGCAGCAGCAGCACUGGGCUCAGCAGUGUUGUGGCAGGCAGUGGGGUGAGCAGCGGCACUGGAGGCAGUGCGAGCAGCGCAGGGGUGCGCGUGAUAGAGCAGAACACGUGCUACCGCGGGCAGUGGGGCGAGUCCGUGCGGUGCGAGGGGUUUGCGUCUACAUACCACGAAGAGAGAGUGGACGGGCAGAGGCGGUGUGAGAAGUGGUCGCGGGAGAGGGCGCGCACAGAGGAGGACCAGGAGCGCAUGGACGGUGCUGAUGGCGCGGAUGGCACGCACCUGGACACGGAGAAGCUGUCAGGGUGGCAGCGACAGGUGAUGAAGCAGGCGGACAAGGAGGUGACGGAGGAGUGGCCCUUCCCCUUCCACGAGGACCGUCUCUUUGUGCUCGUCGUGAGGGCUGGCUGGGAGGGCUUCCACGUAUCAGUCGAUGGCAACCACGUGGCCUCCUUCCAGUACCGCUCCGGCAACCCACUAGAAGAAGCCACAGCAGUGGCCAUCAGCGGCGCCAUCCGCCUCAAGUCAUUCGUAGCAACAUCUCUCCCGCUCUCUCCGCCCCUCCGCACGGCGGACCUGGAGGCCAGCGAGUCGCUCAAGGCGCCUGUGGUGAGGCGGGACGCCAACGUGAGCAUGUUCAUCGGCAUCCUCUCCGCCACCAACCACUUUGCCGAGCGCACCGCUGUCAGGAAGACGUGGCUGCAGCACCCGCAGAUCCGCAGCGGGGAGGUCGUGGCAAGAUUCUUCCUGGCUCUGCACCCCAGCAUUCAAGUGAACGUGGAGGUGCACAAGGAGGCGGCCCUGUACGGCGACAUGGUGGUGCUGCCGUUUGUCGACCGCUACGACCUGGUGGUGCUCAAGACCAUCGCCAUCUGCGAGUUCGGGCUGCGCAACGUGUCGACCAACUACAUAAUGAAGGUGGACGACGACAACUUUGUACGGCUGGACGCCGUGUUUGACGAGAUCCGAUUCGCCAACCAUGCCAGCGGGCUGUACAUGGGCAACAUCAACGAGUUCCACAAGCCGUUGCGUGAAGGCAAAUGGGCCGUGUCGGAAGAGGAGUGGCCGGAGACCAACUACCCACCGUACGCCAACGGGCCGGGCUACAUCAUCACGCGGGACAUUGCCAGCUUCAUCGUGCGCAUGAAGGAGUACAAGAUGCUAAGGAUAUUCAAGAUGGAGGACGUGAGCAUGGGCAUGUGGGUGGUGCAGUACGGCAUCAACAACACCAUCCACUACAUCCACAACUGGCGCUUCUGCCAGUUCGGCUGCAUGGACGACUACCUCACCGCGCACUACCAGUCGCCGCGCCAGAUGCUCUGCAUGUGGACCAAACUGUCCAGAGGGGAGGCUCGUUGCUGUACCUAG